Molecule: messenger RNA, 1448 nt
Organism: Arabidopsis arenosa
Lineage: Eukaryota; Viridiplantae; Streptophyta; Magnoliopsida; Brassicales; Brassicaceae
Source: the annotation of a GenBank genome assembly
GAACAGAGAGCAAAAUCCAAAUCAAAUUCCUCAAGAAGCCUCUCUCACUCUCUCUCGGCUUUUUCAGAUCAACAAGGGGACAACAAAAAUGGCAGUAGCAACAUCAGCUUCUCUGUUUUCAACUGUUUCUUCAUACUCCUCUAAACCCAGUUCCUUACCACAUUCAAGACUCCAAGCUGUGAAAUUUAACUCAAUCCCUAGCUUCACCGGUCUCAGAUCAACGUCUCUCAUCUCUGGAUCUGAUUCCUCUUCCUUAACCAAGACUCUACGCGGUUCCGUAGCGAAAGCUCAAACAUCUGACAAGAAGCCUUACGGAUUCAAAAUCAAUGCUUCGUACAAAGUAGCUGUUCUUGGUGCUGCUGGUGGUAUAGGUCAGCCUUUAUCACUUCUCAUCAAGAUGUCUCCGUUAGUUUCGACGCUUCAUCUUUACGAUAUUGCGAAUGUUAAAGGAGUUGCUGCUGAUUUGAGUCAUUGUAAUACUCCUUCUCAAGUUCGUGAUUUUACCGGUCCUUCUGAGUUAGCUGAUUGUUUGAAAGAUGUCAAUGUUGUUGUUAUCCCUGCUGGUGUACCGAGGAAACCGGGUAUGACUCGUGAUGAUCUUUUCAACAUCAAUGCCAACAUUGUGAAGACGCUUGUUGAAGCUGUUGCUGAUAACUGUCCUAAUGCUUUUAUUCAUAUUAUUAGUAAUCCCGUUAACUCUACGGUACCGAUUGCUGCUGAAGUGUUGAAAAAGAAAGGUGUUUAUGAUCCUAAGAAGUUGUUUGGUGUUACUACGUUGGAUGUUGUGAGGGCUAACACUUUUGUUUCUCAGAAAAAGAACCUUAAGCUUAUUGAUGUGGAUGUUCCGGUUAUUGGUGGACAUGCUGGAAUCACCAUUUUGCCUCUCCUCUCGAAAACAAAACCGUCUGUCAACUUUACCGAUGAAGAGAUCCAAGAGCUCACUGUUAGGAUUCAGAACGCUGGAACUGAGGUUGUGGAUGCUAAGGCAGGUGCGGGUUCAGCUACUUUGUCAAUGGCAUAUGCUGCAGCAAGAUUUGUCGAGUCAUCUCUCCGUGCUCUUGAUGGAGACGGAGAUGUCUAUGAGUGCUCGUUUGUGGAGUCGACUCUGACUGAUCUUCCUUUCUUUGCUUCGCGGAUCAAGCUUGGGAAGAACGGUCUUGAAGCUGUGAUUGAGUCAGACCUUCAGGGGUUGACUGAGUAUGAGCAGAAAGCACUAGAAGCUCUUAAACCAGAACUGAAAGCUAGCAUCGAGAAGGGUGUCGCAUUUGCAAACAAACCAGCUGCUGCAGCAGCUAACUAGAUCGUGAUUUCACUAAAAAAAAGAGAGGACAUUCGUCAAAGAAGCUGAUAACAUUUUUCUUCUGAUCAUUUCGAGUUUUGUUUUCUUUUUCAUAUUUCUUGCAUCUGCGAGACAUUUUCGUGUUGUAGAAUAAAGAAUGUAUGAGCUU